AUGAAUAAUUCUUCUUCAAAGCAACAGAUAUUUCCAGGCUCAGGAAUGACUGAAGCUACAGAAGACAACAAUAGCAUUAGGCAAGAAUACACUAGUGUUGCUCGAGAUCUAGCAUCAGAGGAAUCGAACCAAAAGGAAGCGCAAUCGGAUGUUGGAAUGAGUCGACAAUCUGUUCCUUUAAAAACAACUGCUAUCAGCCAAAGUUUGCUCAGCACACCCAUGAUUUCAAAAAUUGCAAUUGAAUUCGACAAUCUCGAGGACAACGUCGGAAUUGGAAAAAUCCCACCAACCGAGAAGGAAACUUUGAUAGUUAGUAGUGGAGUUCAAUCUCAAAAUCAAUCAACUGAUGGAGAUCGAGACGAACUGGCACGAGAGACGAAAGAAGACCUUCGCAGUGGAAAUGAAGAGACUGCUGAUGUAAACGGAAGACGUAUAAGAUCCGUACUACCGGCUGAAUCCACCGUUGAAGUAAAUCAGCACCAGUCAAUAAUCACACUCCCAAUAGACUCUUUGCAUUGGCUGGCUUCCUUUCUACUGCCCUCGGAAUGGUCAAAGUUUGGGGAGUGCAGCAAAGCAUCGAAUCGCAUCUGCAGAGAAAUUUUCAAACGGGUGAAAAUGCAUGGAUUCCGUUGCGCUACUGAGGUCCUGAGUGCCUGGGCUGUCUGCCAACAAUCGGAUGCAAAAGAAUUGUGCGCUUUGUAUAUUAGAGCAGGUGUUCCAAUAUAUCCCAUUUCGCUUGGCCAUUCUUACCACACCUUAAUCUGGAGGAUGAGCUUGGAGACGAAUGAAUCGCAUUGCAAAACUGACACACAGACAACAUUAAAUGGGCUUGAGGCAGAACUUCCGCUAUUUGAUCGUUUCUUUGUUGAACGAUCUGAUUUUCGAUCUCGGGAGCGCUUGCAAUUUAGGCAUUCGUAUCUUGAAGAGAAGGCGUUGCAUACGCUGGCAUUAGAAGCUGAAAAGACUUGCCGCCCUGGCAUGCAAAUGUUUAGAAGACAGGUGUCAAUGAACUCAACAACGAAUUCAAGAAUCCGAGAUAGAGUAACUCUUGGACCACACGCUUCAGCUGAAAGAUCAACGCCAUCGGCGGUUUCCAUUGUUUCUCAAACUCUGAAGCGAUCAAACUCGCAAUCAAAUUUUGGACAGCAAACACCAAAGGUCCCACUUCAGGUGCACAGGCACCUUCUGGAUCAGCAUCUUUUAGGGAAAAAAAGCGUUGAUGAUAAUGACGGCACAAUGAUGGCCCCAAUGAUGAGUUUAUCUGCUGAUUUCUUUCACCCCCACUUCUCAUUUCGUCCUGUUUGGGGGAAGGCGAAAAGCAAAGAAAACUCCGCAAGUUCGCCUUCAAAACCAACUAUGCUAACUGAAAAUCUAUUGCCGGCAUGGAAUGACGCUCUACGAGGUAGGGCAGAAUUUGAUGACGGAGAGCUCGAGAGCGAAGACAGCGAUGAUCCGUUGGUCCGACACGUAGAGAUUAUGAACGAAGCCCCUAUUGAUCAAAUACACCAUGACGAGGAAUCACUCAGAAGCAUACCAAUCUCUUCGCAGAUUCCCAUGAUUUCACCAGUGAUACCCCGAUUUUGCACUGACGUCUUGUCAAAUGUUGAUUUAGAGGUUUACAGUGCAGGUACUCUCUUGGGAAAAGAGGAAAACAAACAUCGUGCCGAAGCAAGAAGAAAAACACAGUACCUCUGCUCGAAGUAUCAGAAACGGUUGGAUAGGCACAUGAUAAAGAACGACUUCCAUGGUUUUGAUGAGUGUAUGCUUGAUUUCUGGGAUGAAUUGUUCACCCAGAGUUCAGGAAUCCACUACUACGAUCGCCAUACCCCGGUACCGCGAUUGUCCUUGCUUCACAAAUUCCUGACCACGCCCUGUCCAAAAGCGAUCGGAAUUGUACAGUGCGAAAUAGAACGAAUCAAACUCUCUUCUAAAAAGAAAGGAGUCGAUAUGAAGGGGAGAUUCUUUCCGACUUAUGAGUACCGUUUAUUUAUUCGGCAUCGUCCGCGUGCUGAAAAUGAGUGUCCUCGGAAGGACACCAUUUUGAUGACUGCAAGAAUUAGAGGACGUCGACAGCCCGGUACAUCUGGACCCCAACUUGCUAGCAAGAAAGGAUCGAACAACUACUUCAUUUGUCUCCCAAGCAAGGAAGAUUUCGACCGUCACUACAGAGAUGUCAACGGAAAGAUUUCACCAAAUUUUGGUGCAAUGAAUGGUGCUGGGGUUUUCGAAGAGAACGUUCCAUGUAACCUUUUGCUGGGCCGCCUGCAAAGUAACUUUAUCGGCACUGAGUUCCAGAUAUUUACGCCGCGUUCAGGUCAAAUCGAUCUGUCGCAGCAGCAAAAGCAGGAGGACAUACUUUCAUUAAGUGCUUCUCCUCAGCACAACAAACUAAAGCCAACCUCUUCAUUAAAACAGAAAAAGAGCUUUCGACGGCGUCUCUCGAUGAGACGUGAUGCAAGCGAAGACGAACGGGAUCAAUCAGCGUCAGUAAUUGACGAUUUUUCCAAUCGACAGAACCAGCAGCAUCGAAGUUUAAGGAGAUCUUGCUCUUCGGGGGAGCUGAAAUACAGGCAUAGCAGAAAUAAUCGACGUGCGAUUGCAAAUACAAACGAAGCCUUCGGUUUGCAACCCUUGGAAGAUGAAGCGGGAGCAAUCACGUACACAGCAAACUUACUGGGCAGUAGACCGCGCAUAAUGGAUGUUUGCAUUCCAAAGGUUAGGACCUCUUGUGACACCGACUUUCGUCAGAAUGAAGUCUCUAGUGACGUUGAUCAACAAACUGGUGGACAGCGGAUGAUAGAUCGCUUGAAGCAGAUGCAACAGCGCACAGACAACGAAGAGCACGAGCGAGAGCCCAGUCAAACGGAACCAGUGACGGAGACUGAACAUCGGCAUGCUCCAACGAACGACUUCGGCCUAUUAGCGCUACAAAACAGACCGCCUUGGUGGAAUGUAGAGCUCGGUUCGUUCGUUUUGAAUUUUGGGGGUCGGGUCAGCGUCGCAUCUGUAAAAAAUUUUCAACUUUGCGAUAAAAAUGAUCAGGAUUACAUCAUGCUGCAAUUUGGGAGAAUUCAAGGUCGGCACUCUUUCACGAUGGACUUUCAGUAUCCUCUUACUGCGGUUCAAGCUUUUGCAAUUGCGAUAUCAUCAUUGCAAUCCAAGAUAUCAUUUGGUUGA
Cylindrotheca closterium is the source of this 3177-nucleotide messenger RNA. The record is from the annotation of a GenBank genome assembly. NCBI's taxonomy places the organism in Eukaryota, Bacillariophyta, Bacillariophyceae, Bacillariales, Bacillariaceae.